Acomys russatus (golden spiny mouse) is the source of this 147-nucleotide messenger RNA. Its product is annotated as keratin-associated protein 20-2-like. Lineage: Eukaryota; Metazoa; Chordata; Mammalia; Rodentia; Muridae. The coding region runs from base 1 to 147 and encodes 48 amino acids. The transcript has a single exon. The record is from RefSeq and is a predicted model, not a curated record.
AUGUGUUACUAUGGCAGCUACAAUGGAGGCCUGGGCUAUGGCUAUGGUGGCCUAGGCUGUGGCUAUGGCUGUGGCUAUGGUGGCUAUGGUUAUGGCUGCUGCCGCCCACUGUGCUGUAGAAACUUCUGGUCUUAUGGCUUCUACUGA